This is a messenger RNA of Rhagoletis zephyria (snowberry fruit fly), 2141 nucleotides long. Its product is annotated as gastrula zinc finger protein xFG20-1-like. The record is from RefSeq and is a predicted model, not a curated record. Gene Ontology annotation, biological process: regulation of DNA-templated transcription. Lineage: Eukaryota; Metazoa; Arthropoda; Insecta; Diptera; Tephritidae. Gene Ontology annotation, cellular component: nucleus. Gene Ontology annotation, molecular function: zinc ion binding; RNA polymerase II cis-regulatory region sequence-specific DNA binding; DNA-binding transcription factor activity, RNA polymerase II-specific.
UAUUCAUAUUAAAAAANUUACGGUAAUCCAAAGCGUGAAGAUUUUGUAAAACAUAUGGUACACAAACACAGCAUAACUAUGACGGAGCCUGAGUUAUUUGCAAUGUUCAAAGCGAAUACUGGUCGUUCUCCGCGCGUAAAACUAGCUGAAGAAUUAGAAGUGGUAAAUGAACUUUUGCAACCGACAGACGUAAUGGAAUCAAUUGACUGCGAGAAUUUAUAAUCUAAAUAUAUAUAUAAAGAUCCAGUUCGUAAAUCUAAAACAAGAAAGCAUCAGUCUCCUUUAUUUCUAAACCACCCUAGAAAAAGUUCUUAAAGCUACAAAAAAAAAGUUUCAUUCUCCUUAUUAAAAGUGAACUACAAAAAUGCAGUGUCGUGCUUGUAUGCAGACUAAUUGCCAAGUCCUCCUCGACAUGGGCAUCGCGUGUACAGAGGAUGGCAAAAAUCUGUACGAUUGCUUCAAUGAAUGCACGCAGUUAGACGCACGUGCCAAUGAUGGUUUACCCAAAACACUUUGCAAAAUGUGUGCACAAAAACUUCAGAUAGGCUUUAACUUCAGAAAAAGUGCUCGCCAAUCGCAUGAAGAUUUCAUGAAACUUUUAGCAUCCCUAAAAAUGGAGACUGAAUCGGUACAUAGUUUAACAGAGGAAUCUUUGGCAUAUGAGAAAGAAGGGGAAAAUACUGGUGAUCCUUUGGAUAUGGAUUUUGAAGAAGCUGUAAGGGCCUUACAUGGAACAGAAUUAGAUCUUUUCGUAAAGGACGAGUCGACCGACCAGGUCUUAGAGGAAUCACAAGAUGUAAAACAUGAAAAUGAAAACUCGACAGAGGUUCAGCUGUCUAAUUUGUAUGGUGUUACAACAACAACAUCGACGGACGGUUUUGGGGAAUCCCAACAUUCAAUAGAAAAAAACCAAAAAUCGACGGAUGUUUUGGAGGAAUCACUACUAGAAUCGACGGAUGUUUUGGAGGAAUCACUACUAGAAUCGACGGAUGUUUUGGAGGAAUCACAACUAGAAUCGACAGAUGUUUUGGAAGAGUCACAAGAUGUAGAACAUAAUAAUGAAAAAUCUAUGGAAAUAGACAGAUCAGAAGAGGAGGUUGACCAUUUUACCGAAUUAAUACCCGAUUCAUCAUAUGACGAUAAUAUACAAAAUAUAAAAGCAAAUGAAUCAGAAACAGAUGAAUUAGAAGAGGAAUGCAUAACUGAACACACAGAUAAAGUAAGAUACACUUGCGAGAAUUGCAGCUGUUCUUAUGCAACUAAAAAGGAAUUAAAAAAGCAUAUUUCUAAUCGACACAAAUCUGAUAUAAUUUGCAUAAACUGCUCAAAGGUGUUUGAAAUGCCUAAUGAUUUGAGGAUACACAAAAAGCUUAUUCAUGACACCCAAUCACCAAUACAAUGCGAUUUCUGCCCAGAAAAACCUGUUAUGCCUCGAACGGAACUUCUUAAACAUUUUCAAAACUACCAUAGUUGUCGAUAUUUUAAAUAUUUUCCACGUUUACGUAAAAAACGUACUAAUUGGUUAGGGGAUCCUAUUCCUAAUGAAUGCAAAUAUUGUGGAAGAACAUUUCCAUCUGAGUUCGAUUUGGAAGAUCAUAUAAAAUCUCAUGUAUUUCAAUGUCCAAUCUGCUCGAGAAAUUUCGGUAGAAUAAAAGCUUAUUAUGCCCAUAUCAAACGAUUACAUAACAGCAGAGCAAAUAAAGUUCCGCCACUCAUUGUUGAAGGAACUGAAAUCGAAGAACAAAUUUUCGAAUGCAAAGAUUGCAACAAAAGCUACACGAGACUGGGCUCUUAUAAUACACAUAUGAAACAAAAACAUCAAGUAACGGAAUCAAAUGCUAUAAGUGAUAAUCCUGUUAAAGAGUUCGACAAUAUUCACCAAAUCGACUUUUCGGAUAACCCUACAAACAUAGAAGGCAACGAAUUCACUGAAAUUGAAAUGGAAGGCACCGUUAUUGAACUUAUUCCCAUGGAGUCGGAUGUCAUAAAAGAUGAUCAAGAGCGUAGAAAACCGUCUAGAAGAAAAGCGCAUAAAAAUUCAGAUGGUCAAAAGGAGAAAAAGAGCUAUCUAUGUUCAUUUUGUCGUAAGUAGGAAAAAGAAAAUCUUUUAUACUUAAGAUUUUAAGAACUUACUUUUAAAU